Raphanus sativus (radish) is the source of this 3544-nucleotide messenger RNA. RefSeq names its product dual specificity protein kinase YAK1 homolog. The transcript is spliced from 18 exons. The record is from RefSeq and is a predicted model, not a curated record. Gene Ontology annotation, cellular component: cytoplasm. Gene Ontology annotation, biological process: peptidyl-serine phosphorylation; peptidyl-threonine phosphorylation. The coding region runs from base 507 to 3245 and encodes 912 amino acids. Lineage: Eukaryota; Viridiplantae; Streptophyta; Magnoliopsida; Brassicales; Brassicaceae. Gene Ontology annotation, molecular function: ATP binding; protein serine/threonine kinase activity; protein tyrosine kinase activity.
UGGUAGUAAUAAAUAAACUGGAAGAAAGAGGAAAGGGGAGAAGAAAGAAAGAACAAAAAUCAGGAGUGGUCGAAUCGAAGACGAAAUCAAAUCGAGUCAUCUCAUCUUCCUUCAGACCAAAAAGAAAUCAGAACCAAAAGCUUUCACUUUUCUCUCUCCCUCUGACUAUCUCUUCUCUAUCGUGGUCGUUUCACACUUGCUGGCAAUCUCCCAAACCUAGGCUGCGUGUCCUUCGUCCUCCGAUUUCAAUUUCAUCAUCCGGCCUUACUCCUUUUGCUGGUGUUCCAUAAAAGUCGAUUCGUUUUAUACAUUUGUGUUGAUUAAUGGAUCGAUUUAGGGUUUGGAGUGCGCUGACUUGGGUUUGAUUUGAUGAAGAAAAAAGGGGCAUGGGACUUGAGUCAAUCGGCUUUGAUCAUCGAUUGAUUUUCUGAGCUCUUAGGAAUUGGUGAUUGUAAUCUAUCUCAAGUUGUGUUAGUCAAUUGAGGUUUUGUGGUUUCGCUCCGAUUAUGGAUGACAUUGAUGGUGGGAUGGGCUCUAGAGGUGCAUCAACACCGUGGCAGCCACUUCAGCUUGUUUUCAAGCGUUACGUUCCACCUAAUCUGUCUGAUACCAGAGGUGGGACACUGCGCGCUACUGCCAAGAAGAAGUCGGUAGUGGUGAGACUAACUAGAGGCUUGGUUGAGACAUACAGAAUAUGCAAUCCACAGUUCAAAUAUAGAGGAGAGUUGAAUCCCAAGCGGUACUUGACUACUCCAUCAGUUGGUGUGCUCAAUGAUGGCUUUGAUAAUCUCAACUCCGACCUAAUUCUGGCUGUAAAUGAUGAUUUGUGCACUUCAGAUUCACGGCAGAGAUACAUUGUCAAAGAUCUUCUUGGCCAUGGGACUUUUGGUCAGGUUGCUAAAUGCUGGGUUCCUGAGACAAACAGCUUUGUUGCUGUAAAAGUUAUAAAAAACCAGCCUGCAUACUAUCAGCAGGCGCUGGUUGAAGUAUCUAUUUUGACAACGCUAAACAAGAAGUAUGAUCCAGAGGAUAAGCACCAUAUUGUUCGCAUAUACGACUAUUUCUUGCAUCAACGUCAUUUGUGCAUAUGCUUUGAACUUCUGGACAUGAAUCUGUAUGAGCUCAUAAAAAUUAAUCAAUUUAGAGGUCUCUCGUUAAGCAUAGUCCAGCUCUUCUCUAAGCAGAUCUUACUUGGUUUGGCUCUUUUGAAAGAUGCUGGCAUAAUUCAUUGUGAUCUGAAGCCAGAGAACAUUCUUCUGUGUGCCAGUGUGAAGCCAACUGAAAUUAAGAUAAUCGACUUUGGAUCAGCGUGCAUGGAAGAUAGGACUGUUUAUUCAUAUAUUCAGAGUCGUUACUACAGAUCGCCAGAAGUUUUACUUGGUCAUCAAUACACUACAGCUAUCGACAUGUGGUCAUUUGGAUGCAUUGUCGCGGAGCUGUUUCUUGGAUUGCCACUGUUUCCAGGAGCUUCAGAAUUUGAUAUCAUGAGGCGUAUGAUUGAAAUACUGGGAAAGCAACCACCUGAUUAUGUGCUCAAGGAAGCAAAAAAUGCGAAUAAGUUCUUCAAAUGUGUUGGGAGUGUCCACAAUUUAGGGAAUGGUGGAACUCAUGGUGGCCUCAAAAGUGCUUAUAUGGCACUGACGGAAGAAGAAUUUGAAGCUAGAGAAAAGAAAAAGCCAGAUAUUGGGAAAGAGUACUUCCGCCAUAAGAACCUUGAAGAAAUUGUAAAAGGCUAUCCUUACAAGAUAAACUUGCCGGAAGAGGAUGCUGUCAAAGAAACUCAGAUCCGGUUAGCUCUUGUAGACUUUUUGAGAGGACUUGUUGAAUUUGAUCCAGCCAAACGUUGGUCACCUUUUCAGGCCGCUAAGCACCCUUUUAUCACCGGGGAACCUUUUACGUGCCCAUACAACCCUCCGCCAGAAACACCUCAUGUGCAUGUUGCUCAAAAUUUCAAAGUUGACCAUCAUCCAGGUGGAGGGCAUUGGUUUGCGGCCGGUCUUUCUCCUCAUGUAUCAGGGAGAACCAGAAUCCCAAUGCACAAUAGUCCCCAUUUUCAGAUGAUACCUUAUUCACAUGCAAAUAGUUAUGGGAGUAUCGGAAGCUAUGGUAGCUACAAUGAUGGUGCCAUACAUGGAAGUAGCUACGGGAGCUAUGGAGAUAACGGCAAUAUGUUUGCCUAUUAUUCACCUGUGAAUCAUACUGGCCAAUACAUGCAAAACAGAGGUGGUGUCCCAAUGGUUGGAACUAGUCCUGAUGCCAGACGUAGGGCUAUGCAGUAUCCACAUGGAAAUGGCCUUGGUACAAGUCCAUCCGCGGGAAAUUUUGCUCCACUACCCCUCGGCACUAGUCCAUCACAAUUUACUCCACCAAAUCCAAACAAUCAAUUUUUAGCUGCCUCUCCUGGACACCAUGGUCCGACAUCUCCAGCAAGAAACAGUUGUCACGGGUCUCCUUUAGGAAAAAUGGCAGCAUUCAGUCAGUUUAACAGAAGACAAACCGUUGGAUAUUCUGGAGGUUCUCAGUCUCAGGAUUCUUCCUUGUCACAAGCUCAAGGGCAUGGGAUGGACAGUUUGCAUCAAAAUGAGGGUUAUUCUGGGCAAUUCUCUGGUUCACUUCCACAUCGACAUUUGGAUCCUGGGUUCCAAAAUCGUAAACAGUCACAAGGAAGUCCUGGGUACUCUACGCAUAACAUUUCCAGCUCAUUCCUUCGGUCCAGUACUGGACCCCAUAUUGAGAAUACGGAAAAUGCCUUAUCAGUGCCUGAUCCAGGAGAUUGGGACCCAAAUUACAGUGAAGAAUUGCUACUGCAAGAAGAUACCGCAGAUGAAAGUGUUAUUGCUAAUGCAUUCAGCAGAGGAAUGCAAUUUGGUUCGAUAGAUGCCUCCAGUUCGAGAAGGUUCAACAGUAAUCCCUCCACCUCAUCAUCAUCAAAUCCGGUAACCCAAAGGAGAUAUGUUCCCAAUCAACCCUUUUCGCAAGUUGAGAUUGGCAGCCCUCCAAGUAAUGAUCCUUAUGCCAGAUUUGGCCAACUUAUGCCAGGAUCGCAAUUCACUCCUCAUGUCACCCAGAACUCUCCAAGUCGCUUAGGGCAGCAACGGUCCAAUCAUGGGAGACCAAAUACUGGAAGGGCUACGGAUCGGAAUCACGUCAACGCUCAGCUUCCUCCGUCCAACACUAGUUCUGGGGGUCAGCGCUCACCCAGAAGUAGCUCAUAUAACAAUGGUGCCCCUUGGGACUGUCCGUAAAUUAAAUUGGCUUGUAGGCGGACGCAGGACUAACCAUCAUGUCCCGAAUGUUCAUGGAAGGAUGGACUAUGGAAGUAUUGCCUGACUCCUCAGUCUUAAAACUCUCAUUUAUUUUGUUAUUUCCCUUAGUGUGCAAUCUUCUUACUCGAGAAACCAAACUAGUUCAUGGCUUGUGGGCUUUUGAUCAGAAAAUGCUUAUUCGUUGUGCUUUUUGCACAAACAAACCAAAAAGAAAACACCCAGUUUGUUGUCAUUGAUAUUGUGAUCUCUGGUUAUCUAUUUAUUGGAAUUACUUCGGA